AACGAACUUUCUUGUGCGCUCCUGGGAAAGGAGCGUUGCUAAGUAAGGACGGGGAUGGCAAAUGAAGCCCCAGGCUUCUUGGGAAAGAAGUGUCUAGGGUUCAAGAUAAAGGGUUAAGCCGGACGAAUUCGAGGCGACUCAACUCCAAAUUCCCGACAGUUGGUAACCCAGACCUGCCUGAGGGUGAAGAGGUCAAGCAGAAGCAAACGGUCUUCUUGUUUCGCCCGCCCCCUUUCUUUGCGCUGAUUGGUAGCCUCAGGCUUUUCUGUCUGAUUGGCCAAGGGAACGCAGCGCGUAAUUUAAAACAAUGUAUCAGUAACAAAGCUGCACCUCGUGGGCGGAGUUGUGCUCCAGACGGCAGGUUUGGGAGCUGAGUGUGAGUGAGCCAGUACCGGAGGGGGAACGAGUGUCGCGGCUUCGGACCAAAGCUGUCCCUGCUGUCAUGUCACAAGGGAUCCUUUCUCCACCAGCGGGCUUGCUGUCGGAUGAGGAAGUGGCUGUCUCCCCUAUGUUUGAGUCCACAGCUGCAGAUUUAGGGUCUGUGAUACGCAAGGACCUGCUGUCAGACUGUUCUGUCAUCUCUGCCUUCCUGGAGGACAAGCAACAGGUUCCAUCUGAGGAUAGUACAGAGAAGGUGAAAGUAUUCCUGAGGAUCAGGCCCUUGUUACCUUCAGAAUUGGAACGACAGGAAGAUCAGGGCUGUGUCCGCAUUGAGAAUGGGGAGACCCUUGUUCUACAGGCACCCAAGGACUCCUUUGCCCUGAAGAGCAAUGAGCGAGGAAUUGGACAGGCUACCCACAAGUUCACCUUUUCCCAGAUCUUUGGGCCAGAAGUGGGACAGGCAUCCUUCUUCAACCUAACUGUAAAGGAGAUGGUAAAGGAUGUACUCAAAGGGCAGAACUGGCUCAUCUACACAUAUGGAGUCACCAACUCAGGGAAAACCCACACAAUUCAAGGUACCAUCAAGGAUGGAGGGAUCCUGCCCCGGUCCCUGGCUCUGAUCUUCAAUAGUCUCCAAGGCCAAUUUCAUCCAGUACCUGAUCUGAAGCCCUUGCUCUCCAAUGAGGUAAUAUGGCUAGACAGCAAGCAGAUCAGGCAGGAAGAAAUGAAGAAGCUGGCCCUGCUAAAUGGAGGCUUCCAAGAGGAAGAGCUGUCCACUUCCCUGAAACGGAGCGUCUACAUUGAAAAUCUGCAGAUGGGUACCAGCACCAGCUUUGAUAGUGGCAUUGCUGGACUCUCCUCCAGCAGUCAAUUUACCAGUAGUAGCCAGCUGGAUGAAACAAGUGAACGAUGGGCACAGCCAGACACGGCCCCGGUAAGUGUCCCAGCAGACAUCCGCUUCUCCAUCUGGAUCUCCUUCUUUGAGAUCUACAAUGAGAUGAUCUAUGACCUGUUAGAACCAACUAGCCAGCAGCGCAAGAGGCAGACUCUGCGGCUGUGUGAAGAUCAGAAUGGCAAUCCCUAUGUGAAAGACCUCAAUUGGAUUCAUGUUAACGAUGCUGAGGAGGCCUGGAAACUCCUGAAAGUGGGUCGUAAGAACCAGAGCUUUGCCAGCACCCACCUGAAUCAGAAUUCCAGCCGCAGUCACAGCAUCUUCUCAAUCCGGAUCCUACACCUUCAGGGGGAAGGGGAUAUAGUCCCCAAGAUCAGCGAGCUGUCACUCUGUGAUCUGGCUGGCUCAGAGCGCUGCAAAGAUCAAAAAAGUGGCGAGCGGCUGAAGGAAGCAGGAAACAUUAACACUUCUCUGCACACCUUGGGCCGCUGUAUUGCUGUGCUGCGACAAAACCAGCAGAACCGGUCAAAGCAGAACCUGGUUCCCUUCCGUGACAGCAAGUUGACUCGAGUGUUCCAAGCCUUCUUCACGGGCCGAGGCCGCUCCUGUAUGAUUGUCAAUGUGAAUCCCUGUGCAUCUACCUAUGAUGAAACCCUUCAUGUGGCCAAGUUCUCAGCCAUUGCCAGCCAGCUUGUCCAUGUCCCGCAUGUGCAACUGGGAUUCCCAUCCCUGCAUUCAUUCAUCAAGGAACACAGUCUACAAGCAUCCCCCAGCUUAGAGACAGGGUCUAAGCCAGAAGCAGGCCUUGAUGAAGACAUUGAAAAUGAAGCUGACAUCUCCAUGUAUGGCAAGGAGGAGCUCCUACAGGUGGUGGAAGCCAUGAAAGUACUGCUUUUGAAAGAACGACAGGAAAAGUUGCAGCUGGAAAUGCAGCUCCGUGAUGAAAUUUGCAAUGAGAUGGUGGAGCAGAUGCAACAGCGGGAACAGUGGUGCAGUGAACAUUUGGACACUCAGAAGGAACUGCUGGAGGAAAUGUAUGAAGAGAAACUAAAGAUCCUCAAGGAGUCACUGACAACUUUUUACCAAGAAGAACUUCAGGAGCGAGAUGAAAAGAUUGACGAGCUAGAAGCCCUCUUGCAGGAAGCCAGACAGCAGCCAGUGACCCACCCACAAUCAGGAUCUGAAUUGUCCCUACGGCGGUCUCAACGGUUGGCAGCUUCUAACUCUACCCAUCAGCUCCAGGAAGUUAAAGCUAAACUGGAACAGUGCAAAGCAGAGCUGAACUUCACCACUGAAGAGCUACGGAAGUAUCAGAAAAUGUUAGAACCACCACCCUCAGCCAAGCCCUUUACCACUGAUGUGGACAAGAAGCUAGAGGAGGGCCAGAAGAAUAUAAGGCUACUGCGAACAGAACUUCAGAAACUUGGUGAGUCUCUUCAAACAGCAGAAAGAGCAUGUUGCCACAGCACUGGGGCAGGGAAACUUCGCCAAGCCUUGACCACUUGUGAUGACAUCUUAAUCAAACAGGACCAAACCCUGGCUGAACUGCAGAAUAACAUGAUGCUAGUAAAACUGGACCUUCGGAAGAAGGCAGCAUGCAUUGCUGAGCAGUAUCAUACUGUGCUAAAACUCCAAGGCCAGGCUUCUUCUGUCAAAAAGCGCCUUGGUGCCAACCAGGAAAACCAGCAACCAAACCAGCAACCCCCAGGGAAGAAACCAUUCCUUCGAAACUUACUUCCCCGAACACCCACCUGCCAAAGCUCAACAGACUGCAGCCCUUAUGCCCGGAUUCUGCGUUCACGACGCACCCCUUUACUCAAAUCUGGGCCUUUUGGCAAAAAAUACUAAGGCUAUGGGAAAGGAGAGAGCAAUCAUUGCCCUGAGGUGGGUAAGCUGCUCAACAUAAGUAGCAGCUCUCUUUUAAGCUUUACCCUAUACCUGGAACUCUAUCCAAAAUGUAAUACUUGGAUACUAGUUGGUUUUCCCCUUUUGUAAUAUAAUCACCUAUAUAAUCUCACAUUUUUUACUUAUAUGGUUUCUAUGCACACAAAAAAGUUAUAUUAAAUAAAGAUAUUGUUUUUAAAUAUGAAUUCUAAAUUUGGCAAAAUCAUUAAAUCAAAUUAUAAAAGGGGCAGAAAGAUUGAGAAUAAAACACCAUUUGGAACCCACAGGAACCCUUGUAUAGGAAUGGCAGCGGAAAUCAGUAACUUGUAGAGCUUGCCUAAGAAGGCUUGGUAAAAAAUGAAUGCAAGGGGCUUUAGAUUUUCUAAACCUUCCUUA
Molecule: messenger RNA, 3553 nt
Organism: Choloepus didactylus (southern two-toed sloth)
Lineage: Eukaryota; Metazoa; Chordata; Mammalia; Pilosa; Megalonychidae
Gene: KIF20A
Product: kinesin family member 20A
Exons: 19
Coding region: 443-3121 (892 amino acids)
Biological process (GO): microtubule-based movement; mitotic spindle assembly
Cellular component (GO): spindle microtubule; nucleus
Molecular function (GO): plus-end-directed microtubule motor activity; microtubule binding; ATP binding
Source: RefSeq, a predicted model, not a curated record